AUGAGCACGGACGAGAUCGGCAAGAAGGCGGACUUGGGCCCCGAGUACCAGCGCGUGCUGCCCCAGGCGCAAGCCGUCGCUGCCAGUGGCCAAGUCGAGCGUGCGUGCGAGAUGCUGCUGACGCUGGAGAAACAGGCGCGUCUGGCCAACGACGUGGCGACACUGAAAGAGGCCGUGGGCGCUAUUUUGACGCUCUGUGCGCAGCACAAGCGCUGGGACCUGCUCUGGGACCACGUGACGCUGCUGUCCAAGCGUCGCGCCCAGAAAUCCAGUGCAGUUACGGUGAUGGUACAGCGUACCAUGUCGUACCUGGCCGACGCGCCUUCAGACGCGGUCAAGAUGGAGCUCAUCCACGCGCUGCGGACAGUGGCAGAAGGCAAGAUCUUCUUGGAGAAGGAGCGAGCGACGUUGACGCAGAUGCUGUCAAAGAUGAAGGAGGCGCAGGGCGAGAUCGACCAAGCAGCGACGAUCUUGCAGGAGGUGCAUGUCGAGACGUACGGAGCCAUGACGAAGCUGGAAAAGACCGAGUUUAUCCUGGAACAAGUGCGGCUCACGCUGGCCAAGAAGGACUUUGUACGCGCGAACAUCUUGGCCAAGAAGAUCUUGCGACGGACGUUGGAGGAACCGGGCUUUGAGGCGUGCAAACUCAAGUUUUACCACUUGAUGAUUGAGUACGACACGCACGAGAACGACACGCUCGAGUUGGGUCGUCAUUGGAUGGCUAUCUUGAACACGGAGACGGUCAAGGAGAAGGACGACUUGUGGCAACAGGCGCUGGAACACGCGACGAUCUUCGUCGUGCUGUCGGCGUAUUCGAACUUGCAGAAUGACCUGCUGUACAAGCUGGCCAGCGAGAAACUGACGGAAAAGAUCCCUGAUUUUGCUGCCAUGCUCAAGAAGUUCACGACCAAGGAGAUCAUUGGCUUCCCUAUGGAACAGGACCAAGCGCUGAAGGAACACCCGGUCUUCAAGCUCAGCGAACGUGGUGCCGAGUGGUGGAAGACCUUGCACACUCGAGUCGUCGAACACAAUAUCCGCGUGGUUGCCGAGCACUUUGACCGUAUUCGUCUACCUCACUUGGCCAACAUGAUUGGACUCACGGAAGACUUGACAGAAAGCAGCAUCUCCACUCUCGUGAGCAACGGAUCCGUUUAUGCCAAGAUUGAUCGUCCUGCCAAGCUGGUUUCGUUCCACAGACCACUCUCGCCGGAAGAGCAGCUUUCGAACUGGUCGGCGGACAUUACCCAGCUGCUUCGCCUCGUCGAGACUACAUGUCACUUGGUCAACAAGGAGAACAUGAUCCACAAGAUUUGA
Messenger RNA from Peronospora matthiolae, 1314 nucleotides. The record is from the annotation of a GenBank genome assembly. NCBI's taxonomy places the organism in Eukaryota, Oomycota, Peronosporomycetes, Peronosporales, Peronosporaceae.